Molecule: messenger RNA, 1854 nt
Organism: Stegastes partitus (bicolor damselfish)
Lineage: Eukaryota; Metazoa; Chordata; Actinopteri; Pomacentridae
Product: dnaJ homolog subfamily B member 1-like
Exons: 3
Coding region: 159-1217 (352 amino acids)
Biological process (GO): negative regulation of transcription by RNA polymerase II
Cellular component (GO): cytosol
Molecular function (GO): transcription corepressor activity; Hsp70 protein binding
Source: RefSeq, a predicted model, not a curated record
UUAUGGAAAACUCUGGAAGUUUCCACGCUGUGUAUAAACAGACAAGCUCGGGCCACGGCGGCGUGAACGGAGACCGACGACCGACCGCGGAGGCGCAGCUGACACUUCGCCGUUAACUGUUCAGCGUUUAUCCCACACGGGCCGCCGGACGGUCGAAAAUGGGUAAAGACUACUACGACAUUUUGGGAAUUAAGAAAGGAGCGACGGAAGAGGACAUUAAGAAAGCUUAUCGUAAACAGGCUCUUCGCUACCACCCUGAUAAAAACAAGUCGCCGGGAGCCGAGGAGAAAUUCAAAGAGAUCGCCGAAGCUUACGACGUGUUGAGCGACCCCAAGAAAAAGGACAUCUACGACCGUUUUGGCGAAGAAGGUCUGAAAGGCGGAGGAGGCCCCACAGGUCCCGGUGGUGGUGGUCCUGGCACCUUCAGCUACACUUUCCAGGGUGACCCUCAUGCCAUCUUUGCAGAGUUCUUCGGUGGACGUAACCCCUUCGAACAGUUCUUUGGUGCCCACAAUGGCCAAGAGAACAUGGACACAGACGACCCAUUUGCCCGCUUUGGGAUGGGGGGCGGCGGUAUGGGCGGGUUCCCUCGCUCCUUCAGCACCGGUAUGGGAGGAAUGGGAGGUAUGGGAGGAAUGGGCGGCCACACUAGCGUUGUAAAGAAGCAGCAGGACCCCCCAGUGAUUCAUGAUCUCCAGGUGACCUUGGAGGAGGUGUUGUCAGGUUGCACAAAAAAAAUGAAGAUAUCUCGUAAAAGGCUGAACCCUGACGGAAGAUCAAUAAGGACAGAAGAUAAAAUUCUGGAGGUGCAGAUAAAGAAAGGGUGGAAAGAGGGCACCAAAAUCACGUUUCCUAAAGAGGGGGACGAGACUCCGAGAAACAUUCCAGCUGACGUGGUCUUUGUGUUGAAGGAUAGGCCACAUCCAGUGUUCAAACGUGACGGUUCCGACAUUGUCUACAACGCUAAGGUCUCACUCAGAGAUGCUUUGUGCGGCUGCACAGUAAACGCACCCACACUGGACGGCAGAACAGUGACCGUGACGUCAACAGAUAUCGUGCAGCCGGGGAUGAAGCGACGAGUCAGCGGGGAGGGGUUGCCUUAUCCCAAGCGGCCCGAUCGUCGAGGUGACCUGAUAGUGGACUACGAGGUCAAAUUCCCAGAGCGGCUCACUCAGAGCGCUCGGGACACCAUCGCUCAGGUCCUCCCACGAUCUUAAAAAAGACAAACAGGCUAGCAGGACUGACAUUAAGCUGCCAACAUUUUUUUUGUUUUCGUCAACCAUCACAUGGACAUUCUUGUGGAGGUUGUGGAGGUGGUAGACGUUAAUGGACAAUCAUGAGUCAGGCCAUCCUAUGUGUGCUCAUUAAAAAAUGCUUCCCCUGCAUGAGUGCAGCUUUUUACAGGCUACAAUGUAAAUAUGUGACCAAUUUUGUGUGGUGUUUGGUUUAUUGAAUAAGAUUAUAUUUUGAUGAAAACAAGUGUAUCAUAUAUUGUUUCUAUAUAAAUUCACAUGCACUAUUUGAACUACUUUGUUCAUAAGGAAAGUUCUCAUCAAGAUUUUAUUUUUUUUGUAUGACAUGGCAACAUAAAGAUUUGUAUUGAAUUGUUUACAUUGUUUAGGAUGGGCCACCUGUAAAGUUUCUAAUGGCACAGAGAAAGAUAUCUGCCACGUAAAACCUACUUUUUUAUGAUGUGUGGAGGGGGAUUUUUUUUUUAUGUUUUUGAAUGACUGGCAUCGGAGCUCAGAAAGUGAGGAAUGAAAGCUUUACAUUCAAAUGAAAGGUUGUUGGGUAACUUGUUAGACUGUCCAAAAGGAAAGCACAAUAAAGAAACCUGGUUCUGUAAACUCUUAA